This is a messenger RNA of Gymnodraco acuticeps, 7636 nucleotides long. RefSeq lists its product as uncharacterized. The coding region runs from base 910 to 6924 and encodes 2004 amino acids. Lineage: Eukaryota; Metazoa; Chordata; Actinopteri; Perciformes; Bathydraconidae. Gene Ontology annotation, biological process: DNA integration. The transcript has 2 exons. Gene Ontology annotation, molecular function: nucleic acid binding; zinc ion binding. The record is from RefSeq and is a predicted model, not a curated record.
UGUUAUUAUUGUCUGAAUGUUGGGCUUAAUAAUAAUAUAAAUUAGAUUAUACUGUAAAUUAUUGGCUAUUUUUGUGAGUCACAUUAUGGUUUAAAAUGCAUUAAUUUAAGGCUCACUUAUUAUUUGUUAUAUGUGCGUCAGUAUCACGUGCAUGGCUAUGCCUAUAUAUGGUAGGUUGAUAGGACACAGCUGGGGGUGAUAGACGGGGAAAUGGAAAAGUCUUUUGACCGUGUUCUUUUUGUUACUUUGGAAAAUGAUACACUUUUGAGUUACUAUGAAGCGAAGAAAUGUGUCCUCCUGUAUGCACCGUGUGGAUCAGUGAAUAAAGCUCAUCUGAUUCAACUACGAUCUCCGCUGAAUUGUUUGGAAACAAAGAGAGGCGCGUCAAAACCCACAACCCCGAUAGAGGUGGCUAUUAAAUGGUAGACAAGGAUUAAAACGCCACCACAAUAGUCAAAAGACUCCGUAAACUGUGGAUAAAGACUUCGAAGGACAAGCACAGGAUUCGUGUGGAUUCCAGCUCUGCUUUGGAAACAGCGAACGGACGUUCUAAAGUGCCGAGGAGGAGGCCGUGAGUAAACCACGCCGGCCCGGAACUUAUGAAUGAGACGCUGUUUACAACGGGAUCGCUUCGUCAAACAAUGCAAGUACUGAUGUGUGCAUAGUUACGGAUGUUUGACAAAACGAAACGGGAAAUCCAUCCAGUGAUAUCCUGAUGCUUACUGAAGAUAAUCCGCAAUUGCUGUUGGAAUGCUUAAACAAUGAAAUGCAUUAACGAACUAUCACGCAGCCAGGAAGCGGACGUUAAAGGAAUAUUUGGCACAAAAACAGGACUCGCGAAGAGCUGUUCUUGGAAAUAUUAAUGACUUUAUUUCAUGUGGAUUAAGUGAAGAAAAAAUUAAAUAAACCAUGGAUCCUGAUAUACCUCCAGCUGAUGUUGCCGCGGCAGAGGAGAGAUAUAAAACUCUCAGCCAAUCGCGAAGAGGAAAACUUGGAGCAUGCACCCGCAGAAUGAAUGAAAUUAACCCAUUACUGGUGCGAGGUGGAGAUGUGGAAAAGGUGGAUGAAGCUGUUGCAACGUUCAAGAUGUUACUCAAUGAAUUUAUGGAAUGUCAUGGAAUUGUUCAAAUGCUUUUAUCUGAGGAAAUAAGGGAAACUGAGAGAAUAGAUUGGUAUGAACCAAAAAUGUCUGCAUUCACGAAUUUCCUUAAGGAUGUGGAAACGUGGAAAAGCUCUCAAAUGGAUCCUCAGAUACUGAUUGAACCCCAUGACAGUGUUUCCAAUGCAUCAACCAGGAGGAGCUCAAAAGCAGGAUCAGCAACUUCUUCUGCUUCUUCAAUCCACCUCAAAAUGGCCACAGAAAGAGCUGCCCUCCUUGCCCGGGCAGCAGGAUUAAAGGAAAAGCAUGCACUUGAAAUGGAAAAGGCUCAACUGCAAGCUAGAUCCGAACGGAUAGAAAUGGAAGUCAGCCUAGCUGAAUCUGAUGCAAAAAUGAAAGUCCUGGAGCACUUUGAGACUGGUUCACAAAAUCCAACACAAGGAAAAUAUGAUGGCAUGAAUGACUAUUUAAAGGACUACAGAUUAAAAACACAUAUGUCAAUGGAUGCAGAGCCGUCUCCAAUUUCCUUUGCUGAGUUCGGAUCCAUUCCCAAGACACCACUUCAAAGGCUUAUACACCAACAACCAAGACCACCAGAAAAUAUUGAUAAUGCAAAUCAAAGCUCUCAACAAACAGCUAGAGAUGCAGGAAUUACAGGGACAAAUACUAAUGACAAUUUCCUGACUGUGAUGCAAAGACAAAAUGACAUUGUUAAUUUACUUGUACUUCAACAAAAACAAGCAUCACUGCCCACUAGGGAAAUCCCAGUCUUUGAUGGCAAUCCCCUGAAUUAUCAAAUAUUUGUGAGGGCAUUUCAACAUAGCAUUGAGGAGAAAACCACCAGUAACCAGGAUCGAUUAUAUUACCUGGAACAAUAUACUUCGGGAUCCUGCAGGGAACUGGUGAGAAGCUGCCUUCACAUGGAUGCUAAUAGUGGCUUUGCUGAAGCUAAGAGACUGCUAAAAGUGCAUUUUGGAGAUGAGCUCAAGAUAGCAAGCGCAUAUAUGGGAAAAGCUCUCAACUGGAACACUAUAAAGGCAGAGGAUGGAAAGUCACUGCACUGUUAUGCACUUUUUCUGAGAGGCUGCUGUAAUGCAAUGAGGGAUCUGCAGAACAUGGAGGAGCUGGACCUGCCAUCCAACCUACGGCUCAUUCUUUCAAAGCUACCUUACAAACUAAGGGAGAAGUGGAGAACAGCAGCUUGUGAUAUUCUGGAGCGGAGCCAUGAAAGAGCAAGAUUACCUGACCUUGUUGUAUUUAUUGAAAGACAAGCUAGAAUACUUCAAGACCCUCUCUUUGGUGACAUUCCCGAUCAACUUAACAGUACAAAGGCGGCUUUCAAGACCAAGACUCUUGUUGAUCCAUAUCGAAAUAAGAGCAAAGGGAGCAGUUUUGCAACCACAGUGGCUAUAGUGUCAGACAGGCGUGCAGAGAAACUCAAAGAAGACAAAUAUCCUGUUAAAAGCUACAUUUCCUCCACUAACAAUGACACCUCAUGUACUUUUUGUACAAGUAAACAUCCUUUAGCUGAAUGCCAUAAAAUACAUUCAGUAUCUCAUGAAGCUAAAAUUGAGUUUCUGAAAGAGAAGGGACUAUGCUUUGGCUGCCUGAAGGUGGGGCACUUGAGCAGGAACUGUAACAGGAGAAUGACCUGUCAAAUCUGUCAUGCUAAGCACCCAACUAUUCUGCACAUUAAAAGAUCUUCAAAGCCUGAAACUGAGAACUUUAAACAUGGUAAGGCAGAGCAGCAGAGUGGGGGAGCAAGGCCUGAUGAGACAUCCAUCAGCAGUGCUCUUGUUUCAGUAGGAGAAGGUGAAGGAAUCGGGGCUGGUAAAGACAGCAUACUUGCCAUAGUGCCAGUGAAGGUGAAACUCUGCCAUGGAAAUAAAAGCAUACUGACCUAUGCAUUCCUGGACCCUGGUAGUACCGACACAUUUUGCACAGAAGGGCUCAUGAGGCGGCUUGGUGCUAGAGGACGGAGAACUGAAGUCCUUCUUCAAACGAUGGGAACAGAGAAAACAGUCAGGAGUUUUGAGGUAACAGGUCUAGAAGUGGGACAUAUGGAAGAUGGCACAUAUAUAAACUUGCCCAAGGUUUACACUCAGAACAAAAUCCCUGUUACCAAAAGAAACAUUCUCACCCAGGCGGACCUCAAGAAAUGGCCUUAUCUGCAGGACAUCCAAAUAAAAGAAAUAGAUGCUGACGUGGGACUUCUUAUUGGAGUAAAUACUCCAAAGGCUAUGGAACCAUGGAGAGUUAUAAAUAGCCAAGGAAAUGGCCCAUAUGCAGUGAAAACACUGUUAGGAUGGGUCGUUAAUGGUCCACUUAAUGCUUCCACAGAUCUGGAUGAUGAAACCCCUGUGGCAUUAGUGAACAGGAUCUCAAUUGUUCACCUUGAGAAGCUAAUUGAAAGACAAUAUAUUAACGACUUUCCAGAGAAAGAGUAUGAAGAGGAAAGACAAAUGUCAGCUGAUGACCGAAAGUUCAUGCAGAUUGUAUCAAGCUCGGUUUCUCUUAAAGAUGGCCACUACAAUUUACCUCUUCCUCUAGAUAAUCCAAACAUUAUCAUGCCAAACAACCGCCAAAUGGCAGAGCAACGAGCAAUGGCACUAAAAAGGAAAUUCCAGAAGGAUCAGACCUAUGCAGCUGAGUAUAAAGGCUUUAUGAGUGACAUUAUCAAAAAAGGAUAUGCAGAGAAAGUACCAUCGGACGAUCUACAUGUGGAAAACGGCAAAGUGUGGUAUAUACCCCAUCAUGGUGUCUAUCAUAAACGUAAAAAAACGAUCCGUGUGGUCUUUGAUUGUGCAUCAUCCUAUAAAGGCAAAUCCCUCAACAGUGUACUCCUUCAGGGCCCUGACUUGGCAAACUCAUUGAUUGGUGUUCUACUCAGGUUCCGUCAAGAGCCCAUCGCCAUUAUGGCAGAUAUUGAGGGGAUGUUUCACCAAGUGCGUGUAAACGAGGAGAACAUAAACUUGCUGAGAUUCCUGUGGUGGCCUGAAGGAGAAACCAGCACAAAUCUGGAGGAAUACCGGAUGAGGGUCCAUCUCUUCGGAGCUGUUUCCUCUCCAAGCUGCGCAAACUUUGCAUUGCGAAGAACAGCUGAGGACAACUGUGGCAAAUUUGAUGGAGAAGUGGCAGAAACAAUCAAAUCAAAUUUCUAUGUGGAUGAUUGCCUCAAGUCGCUAGCAAGAGAAAAUCAAGCUAUAAGCCUUAUUAGGUCUCUCAGAGAAAUGUGUUCCCUUGGUGGAUUCAAACUGACGAAAUGGAUAAGUAAUAGUCGAGUGGUGCUAGAAUCCAUCCCUGAUGAAGACAAGGCUAAACAGGUGAAAAACUUGGAUCUGGACAGGGAUAAGCUGCCACAUGAAAGAGCACUAGGGAUGUACUGGGACAUUGAAAAUGAUAUAUUCAGUUUCCGUGUGACUGUGAACAACAAAACCCUUACAAGAAGGAGUAUACUUUCCACUGUCAGCUCUGUGUACGAUCCUCUUGGUCUUCUCGCCCCUUUCAUAUUGAAGGCAAAGCAAAUACUUCGAUUACUCUGUAAAGCCCAAUAUGGAUGGGAUGAAGAAAUUCAGGUGGAACUCUCAAAACCAUGGCAGAAAUGGCUCAAGGAUUUAGACCAGCUGGCAAGAUUCCAAAUUGACAGGUGUGUAAAACCCAAGAACUUUGGAAGAGUGAAAACUGCACAGCUACACACCUUUUGUGAUGCAAGUGAAGAAGGAUACGGUACCGCAAGUUACCUGAGAUUCACCAAUGACAUGGAGGAGGUACACGUAGCCUUUGUGAUGGGAAAAUCAAGAGUUACCCCACUAAAAGUCAUGACAAUUCCAAGGUUGGAACUCACUGCUGCUACAUUGGCUGCACGAAUGGACAAAAUGCUCCGAUCAGAGCUACAAGGAGAGCUUUUAGAAUCAGUAUUGUGGACUGACAGCCAGUCAGUACUGAAAUAUAUUCGAAACAGGACUAAGAGGUUCCACACUUUCGUGGCAAACCGGAUUGCUGUUAUUCAUAACCUCACAAAAGUGAACCAGUGGCGGUUUGUAGACACCAAAAACAACCCCGCUGAUGACGCUUCAAGAGAACUGAGCAUUGAAUCCUUUUACAGUUCAAAAGGAUGGCUUCACGGUCCAGAAUUCUUGAAGAAAUCUGAAGCACAGUGGCCAAGUAUUCCAAAAGAACUUGGUUCUCUCCUUCCAGAUGACCCUGAAGUACGCAAAGAAGCGAUUGUCACCAGCAUUGUCACAUGUAAGAUGGAAAAAACUCCAACAAGUAAGCUCUUGGACUAUUAUUCUUCAUGGAAUGACCUAAAAAGAGCUGUUGCAUGGAUAAUGAAAUUAAAGACAAUCCUCCUGCAGAUGAGAGAAAAAAGAAAAGAUGACUCCACUGAUCUUGGAGCAAGGCAGGAUAAAGGAAAGGGACUGAAGGAUCAGAUGCUUCUGCUCAAUAUGCCUACAGCUAAUGCACUAAGACUUUCAGUAGAGGACACAGAAAAUGCUGAAAAAGCCAUUAUUUGCCACGAGCAGAGACAGCAUUUCAAAGAGGAAAUUGCCUUGCUGGAAAAAGGAAAACAGUGCAAUAGAGGAAGCUCCCUAUACAAGCUGGACCCUAUCAUUGAUGCCGGGCUUCUGAGAGUUGGAGGAAGAACUAGAAAGAUGGCUAUGCCAACUGAGGUCAAACAUCCAAUGAUUCUACCGAAACAUUCUAAUAUCUCCAAGUUGAUAUUAAGCCACAUCCAUAAUCAAGUUGGUCACUCAGGAAGAGGUCACAUGCUCUCCAAACUCCAUCGACGUUACUGGCUAUCCGCUGCUAACUCUUCAGCAAGGAGGAUCAUAAAGAACUGUGUGUUUUGCAGACGCCUACAGGCUAGAGCUGGAGAGCAGAAAAUGGCCGAUCUCCCACUUGAUCGAAUAACACCUGAUCUUCCACCUUUCACUCAUGUAGGCAUAGACUAUUUUGGACCCAUCGAGGUGAAACGUGGCCGAGCUCAUGUCAAAAGAUGGGGAGUAAUCUUUACCUGCCUGGUAAGCCGUGCUGUCCACCUGGAAGUUGCCAGUCAUUUGGAUACAGCUGCAUGCAUAAACGCUCUUCGUCGAUUCAUCUGUCGUCGUGGCACAAUAAAGAGCAUCAGAACAGAUCGAGGCACCAACUUCAUCGGCACACAAAAGGAACUGGAGGAGUCUGUAAAACAACUGGAUAACAACAAAAUCAAGCAAACACUACUCAAAGAAGGAAUUGAUUGGACAUUCAAUCCCCCCUCCGGAGCUCACCAUGGCGGAGUGUGGGAAAGGCUAAUACGACUGGUUAAAAAGAUCCUCCAUUCUGUCCUGAAGGAACAAACAUUGGAUGAUGAUGCUCUGCACACCGCCUUGUGUGAGGUUGAGGCAAUAAUGAACGAUAGGCCAAUCACAACAGUGACAAACGACCCAAACGACCUUGAACCCCUCACACCUAAUCACCUACUUCAGUUAAGAACAAAUCCAAUCUUGCCCCCCGGACUCUUUCAGAGAGAGGAUCUGUACUCACAGAGAAGAUGGAAACAGGUGCAGUACCUUGCUGACCUGUUUUGGAAGCGCUGGACCAGGGAAUAUCUUCCUUUGAUGCAAGAACGGCACAAAUGGAAUACUAUCAAAAGAAACUUCACCCCCGGAGACCUGGUCGUCAUCAUUGAUGAGAACGCACCGAGGAACACUUGGCUCCUGGGACGCGUAGUUAAGACCCUUCCUGGUUCAAAAGGACUUGUUAGGAGUGUCCUGGUUAAAACCAAGACAAGUACGAUCGAAAGACCCAUAACUAAGUUAUGUCUGCUCCUGGAGGCGACAGACUGAGCCUACUAAGCCUUAGCCUUUCAGUCACGUGCACCUCUGACUGUUAGACCAAAGGACUAGACUCUUGGUCUCCUACCCCCUCCCCAUCAAAGGCUGCCUUUUGAACGCAGACCAUUACAGACAAUUAGUACUAGACCUACACACUCCAGUACUAGUCUUACAUGGACUUGAAAGUAUACAAUAUACAUGGACUUGAAAGUAUACAAUAUACAUGGACUUGAAAGUAUACAAUAUACUAUGGACUUAAGUAUACAAAUAUGCUACGGAUGGACGUUAUGUUUUGUUAAAAUGACUCUGUUGAUGUACUAUUAUUGGUAAUUGCUAUGUAAUAAGCAAUUAGGGGCUGGUAUGUUAGAGCCAUUUUACCUUUUGUUAUUAUUGUCUGAAUGUUGGGCUUAAUAAUAAUAUAAAUUAGAUUAUACUGUAAAUUAUUGGCUAUUUUUGUGAGUCACAUCAUGGUUUAAAAUGCAUUAAUUUAAGGCUCACUUAUUAUUUGUUAUAUGUGCGUCAGUAUCACGUGCAUGGCUAUGCCUAUAUAUGGUAGGUUGAUAGGACACAGCUGGGGGUGAUAGACGGGGAAAUGGAAAAGUCUUUUGACCGUGUUCUUUUUGUUACUUUGGAAAAUGAUACACUUUUGAGUUACUAUGAAGCGAAGAAAUGUGUCCUCCUGUAUGCACCGUGUGGAUCAGUGAAUAAAGCUCAUCUGAUUCAA